Molecule: messenger RNA, 3501 nt
Organism: Aphis gossypii (cotton aphid)
Lineage: Eukaryota; Metazoa; Arthropoda; Insecta; Hemiptera; Aphididae
Product: gamma-aminobutyric acid receptor subunit beta-like
Exons: 9
Coding region: 1265-3319 (684 amino acids)
Biological process (GO): regulation of membrane potential; nervous system process; chemical synaptic transmission
Cellular component (GO): neuron projection; membrane; synapse
Molecular function (GO): neurotransmitter receptor activity; GABA-A receptor activity; extracellular ligand-gated monoatomic ion channel activity
Source: RefSeq, a predicted model, not a curated record
AUUCAGCGAUAUAUUAUUAUAUUCCGACGUAUGGCGGCGGGGCGAACGCGUUUUCGUCCAAAGUUUUGGGCCGCGAGCGCGCCCGCGUGCACGUGUAUCGAAAAAACCUAUAUAAGGUAAUUGGGUGGUGUCGGCGGCGGCGGCGGCGUAUGUGAAUGAGCGAGCGGGACCAGGAGGGAGAAAGGGUCGAAGGGUCGGUUGGCGGUUUAAGGCGAGGCGAGGUGAGGCGUCACAAGGUGGCGGCGGCGGAGGUCGCGAACGAGCAGCAUUACGAGGGUGUAGGCGGGCGACGAAGACAGGGUCGUGACGCGGACGGAGUGGCGGGCGUCGUCGGGUGGCCCCCGUGCCGAAUCAAUACGGCGCGCGCGGCGUACAACUAUGCGCGACCGGCCCCGCCACCGUCGCCUCAAAGCUCGCGAGAGUGUCGGUGCGCGCCAAGCGGAAUACCCGGGCGGCACGGGGCGUCCCGUCGCCCAGCUGCCGGAGCGCGCAAACAACCCUGGAGAAAGCUCUCCGGGACCGCGCACGGACAAUCGCGCUCGCGGACGGACGGUCGCUCGCACACCGUACACACACGCGCACACCCGCACACCCGCACACCCACACACAAACACCUAUACACCAGCCGCACGUAAUACGCACGCGCAAGCGAACACGCUUUUUCCUAUUUUUCCGGUCCUUUUUAUAUUCUACUCUCGCUCCGCGGCAUCUCUGUUUCGGCCGCUCGGGCGCGCGCGUUCUCUGUCGAGCUCUCGUCGUCGUCGUCUCUCUCUCUCUCUCUUUCUCGCUCGCCGUCCGCAAGGCGCACGGCGCGCGCGUCGCACUCUGCACCGCGUAUAGGUACGUCGCGUACGUGUGUAUACGCGCGCCCGGCUCCGCGGAAAUAUCCCGGCCGAAGUCGUCUCCGUCGCCGUUAAACAGGUACCGAUAAUAAUAAUAAUAAUAUUGUUUGACGCACCGACCGACGGCACGUUAAUCCGCGUGUCGUAUCAGUGAUUUUUCGUACGGUUUUUUUUUUUUAUCCGACCGACGAGCCAGACCCCCGGGAGCGGCGCGGGCAGAGGAAAAGGCGGCGGUUGCGGUAGGCCAACCCCCCCACCUCCACCACUCGUUAUCGCCGCUACGACGACCGCGACGACGUCGCCGUAUAUGGUGCUCUGGCGACGGCCGUGCCAGAUCGGUGGUUGGCCCGCGGGACGUCCACGACGACGCGCCGACAGCACCAUAGUCACCGCCCGUACCAGCCGCAGCGGCCACGGCCACGAUGACGUGUGGCGGCCGGCGGCUAUCGCCGUCGUAUUACCGACACCACAGGCGCCGGUGUCGGCACGCCGGCGACCAGCAGCACCGCCGCCGUAUGAACCACCAACACGAUCACCGCAACCAUCACCACUAUCACCACAACUACUAUCGUCACCAUCAUCACCACUACCACCAUCACAAUCACCAUCGCCAACACGACCGAAACGGGCGCGGCCCGCACCGGCCGCGGGCCACCGUCACUGCCGAUAGCCGCGCCCGUAUGCCGUACGCGGCCACUGAAGCCGUGGACGCGUCAGAUGCGAAGUCGCCGCCGUUGUCGCCGCCGACAAUGAAGCACUCGACCAACCCCCGAAGGCAUUCGUCGUCUCUGUCGUCGGCGGCGGCUGUCCGCCGGAUGUCCGCGUGGCUGGUGGCCUGCGUUGCCUUUUGGGCCCCAUCGACGCCCUGCACGCAUGCCGCUAGUAUGUUUGGAGACGUGAAUAUUUCGGCCAUACUCGAUUCAUUCAGCGGCAGUUACGACAAAAGAGUAAGACCGAAUUACGGAGGUCCCCCAGUAGAGGUCGGAGUCACCAUGUAUGUUCUCAGUAUAAGCUCCGUGUCCGAAGUACUCAUGGACUUUACCCUGGACUUUUACUUCAGACAGUUCUGGACCGAUCCCCGGUUGGCAUUCACUAAGCGGCAAGGUGUUGAGACCCUAUCCGUGGGAUCGGAAUUCAUAAAGAAUAUUUGGGUUCCCGACACGUUCUUCGUCAAUGAGAAACAGUCGUACUUCCACAUAGCGACCACCAGCAACGAAUUCAUCCGGAUACACCAUUCGGGGAGCAUAACGCGAAGUAUUCGAUUAACCAUCACUGCCUCGUGUCCCAUGAACUUGCAGUACUUCCCAAUGGACCGACAAUUGUGCCACAUCGAGAUCGAAAGCUUUGGAUACACGAUGAGGGACAUCAGGUAUAAAUGGAACAAGGGACCAAACUCGGUGGGCGUGUCCAACGAAGUAUCGCUGCCGCAGUUUAAAGUGCUCGGGCACCGUCAACGAGCGAUGGAAAUAAGCUUGACGACGGGAAACUAUUCGAGACUGGCUUGUGAGAUCCAAUUUGUACGGUCCAUGGGUUACUACCUGAUUCAGAUCUAUAUACCCAGCGGACUGAUCGUCAUAAUAUCGUGGGUUAGCUUUUGGCUAAAUAGGUGUGCAACACCCGCCCGCGUCUCGUUGGGUGUUACUACUGUGUUGACCAUGACUACACUCAUGUCAUCCACCAAUGCUGCGCUGCCGAAGAUAUCUUACGUCAAGUCCAUCGACGUUUACCUGGGCACGUGUUUCGUCAUGGUGUUUGCUUCGCUCUUAGAAUAUGCCACCGUAGGGUACAUGGCUAAGAGAAUACAAAUGAGAAAAAACCGUUUCUUAGCAAUACAAAAAAUUGCCGAACAGAAGAAAGGCGGUGGUGGAAGCGGUGGAGGAGUUGGUGCAGGUGGUCACUCCGCCCACGACGGCCACUCGCACGCUCAUCACACAUCACGUCACAGUCAUGGUCACGGCUCGAUAUCCGGUCACAGCACCCUGUCGGGACACGGCACUCUGUCCGGUGGCCACGGGCACCAGUCCGGCCAUGGUACGCUUCCCCACGGAAUGUCCAGCCAUAUACUGGCGUCACAUGGAACUAUGUCCAGCCAUGGUUACGACAGCGGAGGUCACCGGCACAGUCACAUGAGUCAUGGAGGAUCGCUGUUAACUGGAGACUUAGACCACAUGCCUCGACAAACCGAGGUGCGGUUCAAGGGUCAUGAUACAAAAAACUACCUCAAGAGUGGUUCUUUAGAUAACACCAUCAACGGCAGAGGGGAUGACGACAACAUCACUCCCAUCCCCACGCAACAUGUCUUGCACCCCAACAAAGACAUCAACAAGCUAUAUGGCAUUACGCCCAGUGACAUUGAUAAGUACUCGAGGAUCGUGUUCCCGGUGUGCUUCAUCUGCUUCAAUCUUAUGUAUUGGAUUAUAUACCUACACAUUAGUGACGUGGUCGCCGAUGAUCUGGUGCUUCUGGGCGCAGACUGAACUCAUCGGUUACCGUGUUCACCAAACCGCCGUUUUAUAUACCACACACAGACACACACACAGACAGACAUACACACACACACACACACACACACACACACACACACACACACACACACACACACACACACACACACACACACACACACACACACACACACACACACACACACACACACACA